Achroia grisella is the source of this 1632-nucleotide messenger RNA. RefSeq lists its product as uncharacterized. NCBI's taxonomy places the organism in Eukaryota, Metazoa, Arthropoda, Insecta, Lepidoptera, Pyralidae. The transcript is spliced from 4 exons. The coding region runs from base 249 to 986 and encodes 245 amino acids. The record is from RefSeq and is a predicted model, not a curated record.
CCAGAGAUAGAGCGAGAGAGAUGCGUAUAUUUAUUUAUUUAAAAUUGACAUCACAAACAUACUUAUUCUACUGUAUUUAUUUGAUUAUUUCUAAAUCAUAUUGUUUACUAAAUAGAAUAUAAUAGGUUAUCGAAUAUAUUUAAACAAUUUAUGAAGAAUAUUAACUGUUUUCAAAUUACAGUCAAUCUACUAUUUAAAUGUGAAAAACAAGAUUUUUUGAAGUUUUAUUAUAAGUACUUGUUUAUGAAAUGUCUGAAGAAAGAAAGAAAGUAUCAACGGAACAACUAAGAAUACUUGUGGAAGAAAUAGAGAAAGACUCCACUCUACUAAAUGGAAGACCGGCCGGCCGCGCGCCAACUAAAACUAAACAGGGAUACACAGAAAAGUGGGAAAACCUUACUAAAAAACUAAAUUCAGUUGAAAAUGGUACUAUAAAGAGUGUUACAAAAUGGCAACAGUCACUCCGUGAUUGGAAGUCAAAUACGAAAAGAAAAGCUGCGAGAAUAAUGAUAGAAAAGAAUAAUCGGAUGGAGUUAAACCAAGAGUUGACCACCCUGGAGCAUAGGCUGCUCAGUCUCUAUGAUGAGAACCCAUCUUCAUUAAAAUCUGGUGGCAUUGACAUCAGUUAUAUAGCAGAAGUUGAUCCACUAUCAUCAGAUGAUGCAACUAUGGAUGAUUAUUUAUGGAAUAAUGAAGCUGAAUCAAUACACACACCCUUUGAAUUGGCAUUACCCAAAGACUGUGUGAAAAUUGAGAGAGAAAAUGAGAAGAAUCAGAAAUUAGGUAAUAGAAACGAUCAGGAAGACAUACUAAAACGACUAACAGCCCUAGAGGCUGCACAGCAAGAAAUGGAAAAAUGCCACAGUGAACAUGUAACAGCUAUGAUAGCAGCAUUAAAGAGUCAUACAGAUGUGGCAUUCCGUCAAUCAAAAGCAAUGGAAGCACAAACACAGGCUAUUCUGAAAUUAUUAGAGAAGAAAGGCUAGUAUGAAUAGUAUUUUUAGACGAAAAUGAUAUGAGGUGUACAUAAAUAUAUAAUCUUAUAAAUAGUGUGUUUUAUCACUGUAUUUAAUUCAGAAGAAAAUAUGUUUAUAUAUUGUUGCAAAUUGGUAGUUACUGGCAGCCUACAUUCUACAGAAAAAAAACGGUCUGUGCCAAAAAACUAAAGAGAAAGUGCUAUGCUUGAAAUUUCUCUGAGGGAUCAAAUUGAAACGAAGUAAUGCGCCAGAGAACUAAGGUCACCAACAUAGUCCUAUGAAUCUGUAAGUGAAAGUGGCAGUGGGCAGGUCAUAUCUGUCGCCGAACCAGUGGUCGCUAGAGUAGAUGUGUUCUAAGGCGGGGACCGCGAAUUGGUAAACGGAGUUAGGUGGAGCGACGACAUACAUAGGAUUGCAGGUAAUAACUAGACCAGAAUGGCUGAAGAUCGUGCCCAGUGGCGUGCCUUGGCAGGUGCCUAUAUCUAGCAGUGGACCAGUGUGCUUAUGACAAUGUCAAAAAAUAUACUUAAAAUGUUCAUAUUAUGUUGAAUACUGUAAACACACAGAGCGUUUUCAGUUCGUUUUAUAUUGACGUCUAUAUUAAUUUAUAUAUGUAAUUAAAUGACCGAGCAUAAUUUCCCAAAAUAUGUAAAUA